AUCACAUUUUUCUCCUGUUGUUUUUCAUACUGGUGUGCAGGGAAGAGGAAGCACCAAACCAUUUCGCGGUCGUCCACCGUCGCCACGACACAGCAAACGAUACCCAAACUAGCUUCCGCGGGCAGCCAUGACAGAGAGACACCUCGCAAAGAUAGCGGAGUCGCUGUUGCGGCCGCGGGUGGCGGUUUCGGCUCGUCGGUUCGCGGGCUCGACCCCGAGGGAAUUUUCCUGCUUGGCGUCCUCCCCGAGCGCCGGCGGUGGUGUCCGCCGGCGGUUCGAGCGGCCGAGCGGGGUCUUUGGCGAGGUCCAUGCCCAGCAGCUGCGGUUCCGGCGACACGAUCGCGCCUCCGCCUUUUCGAAACCCCGGCCGCCCACGAAAAAGAAGCGCCGGGCCUACAACCGGAGAAUGAAGAAAGCCGCCGACGAGAGGGCGCGGCACUCCGCCCCCGGGUCCAAGGCGGGGCCGAGGCGGCAGUGGGCCCGGAAUCGCUGGGAGCAGCUCCUGACCCACGGGAGGGACGAAGACAGCCUGCUCCCCUUGGCGCAACAGGAAGACGAAUACACCUUCGAGGACGCCAUCCUGGAGGAUCUCGUGGGCAACACUUCGUAUCUUACGAGCCAGCCGACACCCGAGCCGGUAUAUUUGGGGCACAGGCACAGAGAGUGMGUUUUUGUUUUUGCUGUUGUUUGUGUGAUCCACCGAGAAACCGGAGGAACCAAGGGGCGAGAAAAACUACGACCAAAAGUUGUGCAAGGCGUUGCGUUGCGUUGCGUGGUGUUUCCUAAUCUUUUCUUUCCUUUCUUUUUUGCUCAACGCGUCCCGAAAACGACAACCACGACCACACCAGGUUUUACAACAGGGUGGCCGAUCAGAUGGAUGCAUAUCGAGAGGCCAUCGACGCCAAACAACGCCUGGACGAAAACGAGGAAAGAGCUGGCGACGACCUGCCGGUUUCGGUGGAAGCGGUCGCCCUCCCCUCGGACCAGGACAUUUCGAAAACCCUGCGGGCUUUUAGGGAUCGCCACGGCACGAGACAGAAGCCCAUCGGCAUCAUUCGGGCCCUCCAGCAUUUGCUGCAGGAUUUGGGUGUGCCGGUGUCGGCCUUUGGCGAAUACACCUACACGACACUGAUGACGUGCUGCCAGACUCCCCAGGAGGGGCGACGCAUAUUCAAACUGAUGCGGGACCAGAACCACGAAAUUUCUGCCUACAGCUGGUCGAUCCUAGUGGAUGUAAGUACCGCACGAUCCCUUCCCCGGUUAGCUACGCUUUUGCGUUCCUGUUGCCCCGCAUUGCAUUGUUGCUUUGGCGAAUCCGACCGAACCGACUCACUGGUAGUUCUCUCGUUUCCCUCGAAAAAAUCACGCGAAAGAUCCAUUCCAAACUAGGAGACUUCGAGGGUUGCGGAGAAGUCUUGAAGGAGAUGGCAUCCCAGGGGGGGCACGCACCGACGCAGGCUGCUUACACCUCGCUCUUGGCGGCGUGCUACAAGAUUUGCAGUGAUUCGGGAAGGAUUCCCCAUGCAAUCCGUGCGAAGGCCGGGGACUUUGGAUGGAGGUAUUGGCAAGAGAUGCGCAUUGUUGGCAUCGAACCAGACGGUAAGUUAUCUAACCGCGUUUCCCAACACGAGGUACGAUUUCUCGAACUCACAACUCAUUCUCGUUGGUGUUUCCUGCGUACAGUCAUGGCGUACGGAGCCAUUCUCCGACUGUGUGCAGCAAGGGGUCUACCAGAACGAGCCAUCGGGUUGUUGGAAGACAUGGAACGGUUUGAGGUCAAACCGACUACUCUUUGUUUCACCGCAGCCCUCAAAGCCGUUGCGAGGAGCCACGAAAUUGCAAAUCGGUAUCAGCGUGGAACCUCGCGCAAAGACAUGAAACGAGAAACCAUGACGGCCCAUCACGGGAAAAUGGCGCGCCAGAUCGUCAUCCAAGCCGAAGCCGCGGAGGUUCAGCAGGACGACGGAUUUCUUUCGGCCUUGAUGCUGUGUACGGCUGCCGCGGGAGACUCGGCAACGGCCAAAGCGAUCCUUCUGGCCUCGGAAGUACGCAAACUGGAUCACCUUCGCACGAUCGGAGGGUCGAGACCCCAAGAACUGGAUGGUCACAACAAUGAUUUACAGCUGGAAUCCGGUACCAUGAAGAAUGGAGGAAAAUUCUCCGAUUUAAUCGUCGUGGAAGGAUCGUUGCAAAAGUCAUCGCAAAGCAGUAAGGAUAUUGCGACUUUCGGGGAAAGGGAGUACGGGAACGAUACCAGGGUGAUAUCUGCAUUGGUCCAUUCGUGUGCUCAGGCAUUGAACAAAAAUGGAAUUGGCACCAUGUGGGCAGGAAGAGAAAAUCUAGGAUAUCUUUGCGAGAAUUCGUUGCGUCUGAUCACCACACGAUGGGAGCCCAAUUAUCGCGAUAACAGUGUACCAGGUGUAAGCAGUACAAAAGUUGGUGUUGGAGCUCUUCGUCAUGUCGACGAGAGAGAAAAAGACUACGAGUACACCCCAGGAAAAAGGAAAAAGUUUCGUGGUCUUUUCCUUGAUGACGACGACAUAGCAACUCUCGAUGACGUUCGAGGAGACAACAAUAGCUUCGACCAUGAGGACAAUUUGGAGGAUUACGAUGAUUUCUCGGACGAUGACGAAGACGAAGACGACGUUACUUUUGCUGAUAGCAAGUACGCUUUGCGAGAUCAGAAUUACGAAGGAAAACAGGUGAGUUUUUUUCAUCUUUACAACAGGAUUGACAGGUCAUUCUCGUUACGAAGGUUCAAAGUUGAUUCUCGCUCGAUUUUUCUAAAUUUGAUCACGAAUUUUGCUAUACUCGUAUCACUAUGUCAUAUGUCUAAAGCUUUCUAAAGAGAAAGAGUUGUCUCAGCAGCACAUCGAGACAGAUGUUUUCGAUAAAGUUGUUUCCGAACUCAAAGAUCAACCUACCAUACAUGGCGAAGAAUUUGAUUUGGACGACGAAGAAGCUCACAAGUUAUAUGAAACAAUAGAAGAAUUUAAUCGCGUCGUUGAUGGAGAUGACGUGUCCAGUCCGGAUAGCUUCGAUCAAGCUUUCGAUCAAGCACUCGCUGAAUUGAAAGAGGAAGUUGGAGAAGAUAAUGAAGAAUUGGAUCUAAGUGAAAUUGAGAUCGAGGAGCUUAUGGAUCAAAUGCGUUCAAAACUUGACCUUUUCUCGUUUGAAGGGAGACAAGAAAGUUUGGAAAAGAAUGAGCUCGAAAGGACGAGUAAUGAUAUACCAGCCAAAGCUUUGGCCGGUUUAAAUCCAGGUCAAAUUGCCAAAAUAGAAGACCUACAGAGUGUCCUCCCGGGGAUGCCUCUUCGUAGGCUCAGGAAGAUCUCCGAUGCAUACGAACAAACAUUGGGGCAUCCAUCGCUGCUUACACUUGUGCCUAUCCUCAGAGAAACCAUGCCAGAUUAUCUUUCCUCUGGUCGACUCAAAAGGAGCAACAAGAAAAAUGCUGACUUUGCACUGCAAAAAGCGUCCGAAGAUGGCAUUGUAGAUGCUUCUCUACUUAACUCGAUGCUGGAAGUGAAGGCGAAUUCGGGAUCUCUCAACGACGCCAUUGAAUAUCACAAAGUAGAGUUCGCAAAGCACAAUAUAGUAAGUACAAAAGCGCAGUUACAAUCUAGCUAGGGAUGUCUUCGACACGAAUUGAUCUAAAAAACGGUAAUUGAUCUGCCAUGCAACUAACCUUCCCUUUUGUGGAACCCAUCGCAGACCCCAUCGCCAUACAGCGAUCGUCUGCUUCUCCAAAUGCUUGUUGGUAACAAAAGACUCACACGAGCUUUGGAAUUGAAAGAGCAAAUUGAAGAAGAUGGACGCAAUUUGGAUAUUGCAAGUUACGGAUCUAUGGUUCAGUUUUAUAGCAGACAUGAUCAGCUUGGAUCCGCAAUUUUGAUUUUGAAGGAAUGUAUAUCGAAACAUGGUGCCGCACCGAGUGAAGCAUAUGUAUCAGAUCUGAGAGUUUUGUGCAAACGAAACGGAGUCGAGGAUGUGGUUGGUUUGGUAGAUUUGAUCGGUAAAGAUCCAACGGAGUGGCUAAGGCAUGGAGAGAAAAACCUGAAACGAGAAAAAUCAAAGAAGGGACGACGCAACGUCCAACAAGCACAGAAUCGACUUCUCUAAUCAUGACCAAAACGUCAGAGUACCAUAAAUACUGAAAGGUAUU
Molecule: messenger RNA, 4165 nt
Organism: Pseudo-nitzschia multistriata
Lineage: Eukaryota; Bacillariophyta; Bacillariophyceae; Bacillariales; Bacillariaceae
Source: the annotation of a GenBank genome assembly